Molecule: messenger RNA, 4761 nt
Organism: Scatophagus argus
Lineage: Eukaryota; Metazoa; Chordata; Actinopteri; Scatophagidae
Gene: gper1
Product: G protein-coupled estrogen receptor 1
Exons: 2
Coding region: 889-1986 (365 amino acids)
Biological process (GO): cellular response to estradiol stimulus; G protein-coupled receptor signaling pathway
Cellular component (GO): membrane
Molecular function (GO): nuclear estrogen receptor activity; G protein-coupled receptor activity
Source: RefSeq, a predicted model, not a curated record
AAGCAAAUUCAUGGAAAACAUAAGAAAGGUCAUGUACAGUGUGUUUACAUGGCCCUCAAAACCAACAACUAGACAACUUAAGUGAACAAAUACUGCAAAAAAAUAUAAGUGGUUGCCAUAACGACACAAGCUGAUCGAGGCAAACUCCACGCUCCGUCCAAACUUUCCUUUGUGUUAAAGUCAGCUCUCAGCCAGUUCGGUUGCUGGAUCUUUCUGGAUGCUCAGCAGACACCUGGAAUCACAAACUGGGCAAAAAAAAGAAAAGAGACAGAGAAAUCUGGUGAAGCACGGUGAAAAACCAAGGGUGACAGAUCAUCUUUUGCCUUGCUGUCUCUCCUCCCCUCCUCUCCUCUCUAGACAGGGUUGGGCCAAACAGCAGGUGGUGCAGAGGAGAAGCCCGGACAUGGGAUUUACAGAGCUCUGUCUCUCUGACAUCUGCACCGGACAAGUAUGGAGGAACAUUAUAUCUCAACUUUAAGUUUAUCUCAGGUGUCACAGCAAUAGCGUCUCUGGCUGAUGCUUGCUGAAUAAAGAUGCACAUGGACUUGGAGAGGCAAAGCAGCACUCAAAUCAGAUGACUCGAUCGAGGAGGAAGAUGUCCACAAUUUAAUCUCAGGACCACCGUUUGGACAGUCCGGAUGACGUGAGUCAUCAGGUUACAAAGGCCAAAGACCACUUAAGAAAUGGAGGUGCCUCUCUUUUGUGUCUGGAAUCUACAGGUAGAAGAGCCUUGAUGUCAACAUGGGGUCAAACAAACCGUAAACGUUGUGUUCAACUCACCUGACCUGACCUGUCAGCAUGCUAACACAGCAUAGAUGAUUCACCCUUUAAAGAGACCUAACUGGGAACUGACUGGGUCUAAUGAUGUAGCAGCUACGGGUGACUUACAUGUGGCCUAUGAUUCAGGACAGUCCAAACACAGUCAGUAUGGAAGUGCAGACAACCUCUUUGGUCUGGAUAUAUGUUAACAGCACAGAACAACUGAAUACAUCAUAUGAGUACAACACAACGUUUGAAGACUCAGACAAAUACCAAUCUUACAUCAUUGGUCUCUUCCUGUCCUGCCUGUACACCAUUCUCCUCUUUCCUAUUGGAUUUAUUGGCAACAUCUUAAUCCUGGUGGUGAACCUGAACCACAGAGAAAAGAUGACCAUCCCCGACCUUUACUUUGUUAACCUGGCUGUGGCUGACCUCAUCCUCGUGGCAGAUUCUCUUAUCGAGGUCUUCAAUCUGAACGAGAAGUAUUACGACUAUGCUGUCCUCUGCACCUUCAUGUCCCUUUUCCUGCAGGUCAACAUGUACAGCAGCAUCUUCUUUCUCACAUGGAUGAGCUUUGACCGAUACAUUGCCUUGGCUAGCUCCAUGAGCAGCAGCCCGCUGAGGACUAUGCAGCAUGCUAAGCUCAGCUGUGGCCUCAUCUGGAUGGCCUCCAUCCUGGCCACCCUUCUCCCAUUCACCAUUGUGCAGACCCAGCACAGGGGUGAGGUGCACUUCUGCUUUGCCAAUGUCUUUGAGAUUCAGUGGCUGGAGGUAACCAUUGGCUUUUUGGUGCCCUUCUCCAUCAUUGGUCUAUGCUACUCUCUGAUUGGGCGAAUCCUCAUGAGGGCCCAGAAGCACCGUGGAUUGUGGCCACGGCGGCAGAAGGCCCUGCGCAUGAUUGUGGUGGUGGUUCUGGUGUUCUUCAUCUGCUGGCUGCCAGAAAACGUCUUCAUCAGCAUCCAGCUGCUGCAGGGCACAGCUGACCCAUCGCAGAGGACUGCUACCACCCUGUGGCAUGACUACCCACUCACAGGCCACAUUGUUAACCUGGCAGCUUUCUCCAACAGCUGCCUCAACCCCAUUAUCUACAGCUUUCUAGGAGAAACCUUCAGGGACAAGCUGCGUCUCUUCAUUAAGCAGAAGGCCAGCUGGUCAGUGGUGAACCGCUUCUGCCACCACGGCCUCGAUUUACACCUCCCUGUUAGGAGCAAAGUUUCAGAGGUGUGACUUUUAAGAGGAGAGACGUGUUACGAAAACAUGUGCACAAAAUAUGCUAAAAAUUCUUCAUAUCAAAGUGAUAUAUCACCCCGUGUGAAAUAUUACCUCAGCCUUCUAUCUGUCAUUUAGCUUCGCCUCAUAGUUGUAUCAGUGUUUCAGUUAACCGGCUCACUUUCUGAACAAAAACACAAAAUCACCACGAAUGUACACUAAAACGAAGGGUGAAAAUGACUUGAUGUGUGCGUCUCUUUUCGUAGAUAACAACACACAUACAGCACUUAAAGUUAUUUUUGUGUUAUCUGGAUGUUGGAUUGUUUUCUUUAAGUGUAUUUGGUGUAUUACUUCUUCAGAAAAGUUAGCUGGAUGGCAAGCCAGGGGACAGUAAAUGAAUAGAUUUACCCUUGAAGUGCAGUCAGUGGGCAAAGACAAGACUAAUGGAGAGAUGAGAGUCAGAGGAGGCCAACCUUUGUGUAAGGAGGACAACGAUGAAACUUUUUACAUCGUGUAAUCUUGAUACAAAUCUUCCAGAGCACUUUCUGGAUACACAGGAUAAUCUGUAGAAAUGUUGAAGCAGCAUACGCAGAGCAAGAGAAGCGUCGUUUGAAGUAAAACCUGCAUGUUCCUUCACUUGUUAUAAUGUUAAAAGAAAAAAAUGUACCACCAUGACAAUCCGAACAACUGCUGUCAUCUGUCGCAUAGUAAUACAGCACACAACCAUGAAAGACGUCAGGCUGCAAAAGAAAAUGGCCUCAUGUAUAGCUAAGCAUUCACUGGACAAAAAUGUUCACAAAAAUAAUUUUAUUUUUUAGAAAUAAAGAGAAUGUACUGCUUUUCCAGGAGUAUAAAGUGGAGGCUGUUGAUAAAUUCUAGUAACAAGAAAUUUAUCUUUUAGAUUUCAAGAACACUAAACAUCUUUUAAAAAACUAACUAGUUUGUACAUGUCUUUAAGUAUAACAUGGAGUAAAUAAAGGGUAAUGUAGCUGCACCUUGUGUUCACAGUCACACUACAAUGUGGGCCAUUUUCUUGAGAUUAAUCUCCAAUCUCCUCUCUGAUGUCUGAGCUUGUCAAUAUUAUGUUAAGCAAAGUUGGCUGUCAGUGAGAGCUCAUUUCAAAGACGACUGAGUUAUUGCCUCACUUGUCAGUCCCUGUUAGCAUGAUGGUAGAGCAAAAGGGGCAGGUGUUGUUUUGCCAGCAGGGAAUGAGACUGGGUAAACACAUCAUUUAAUGCUGGCAACACGAAGCUGCUUCAAUAUUUCCUUCUUACCCGUCUUCAUCAUAUAUUAUUCUGAUAAACAACAAUGGCCAUGUAAAACAUGCUGCACAUUUGUGGCUUGUUUUCCUGUCUGUGAGCUGAUUCAUUUGUUUUAUUCGCUUGAUACAAAUAUUAAAAUCAAGCAUCAGACAUUUGAUAAAAAUGCUUUUAAAAAGAACAAAGAGGCUCAUUAACACAUUGAGCUCAGAUCACCAGGAUACACAGGUGCAGUUUAGAAAUUUCAAAUUGUUUCCCAUCAGAGGCUUGAUAGCAGAGGUUUUAAUGAAGCCCUUCAUAAAGUUUUAUGGCAUCUAAUUGUUUUUUUUUACCGUCAGAGAAAAUAUAAAUUUUCCGUAACACUUACCUGCAUUAUAUGAGAUACAACAGGGUUCACAGAAUAUUCCCUUUCUUAUUUACAUUUUUGAAAAACAAGUACUGCAUGUACAACAGGUGCUUCUGUGCAUUAAAAGUAAAGAAGUGAAUGUGUUGUGUAUUAACAGCAGGCGUGCGAAGCAAAUUCUGUCGUGUCCAGGUUGGAGAUCGUCCGUCAAUAUAUAAAAUCUGUCUACUGGCAGCCUGUGGUGGUCCAGAGCUGUACAUGAGACAGGCAGAGAUAAUAGCGUGACUGGGAAAACAGGAGUCCAAACCACAAACUGUUAUUCCAGCUGUAACUGACCCAGCUGCCUGGGAAAGCAGCGCUGAGGAUUGUUUCAAUGAUUGUUUAUUAGAGGUCUGCAAAAAUGCAAAACUUAUUUUGGUACAUGAUGCUAAAGAUGUUUUGCAUGAUGUUUCCAUUACGCCGUUUCAUAGCAAAUAUGUCCCAUAUGCAUUCAGAAUGUGCUGCUUUUCAGUGUCGUAUUGAAUAACCUUGACAAAGGCAUGUUUGAGCGCAGCUUAUAUUUUUGUAUUUUGUGUGUGGAUUUAGACAUGUGUGAAGGCUGGAAUCUUCUGUAAACAGCACACGGCUCUGUCAGAGCCACAGAGGGCACACACAGGAAGACAGGCAAGUAAUAAUGUGCGAAGGCUGGGAUCUUCAUUGACAUAACCAAGCAACACCUAGACAUCAGAGCCAAGUCCCUCCGAGUGCAGCACUGUGGAAGAGGCAUCUUUGCAUCACACAUACACACAUCCACAUGCAUGCAAACACACACACUGGAGAUGUUGUGAGAAGAGGUUGACAGUAGACUGUGUGUACAGCUGAGACCACUGGGUGAGGUUAAAGGUUUGCGGUGACUGACGUCAUAGAAAGGAAAAAGGGUGUGACUUUUCCCCUUGCUUACAGUCAAUACUUCCUCUGGAUGACGCUGGAUUAAACAAGAUCAACGUCUUUCAUGCAGCCAACUGAUGAUUAUGUAGUAAUCUAGAGACAAAUCCUGGAACCUCUUAUUGUCUAAAUGGGAUGAAAAAAUUGCUGGCAUUGCUCAUUAAAACAGUAACUUCGCAGUUUUAUGGGCACAUUUUCCUUGUUGCAGCCAUCUAAUUUUGCUUCAGGGGAAUGCUGAUUGAACUACACGAUCAUUUCAGAGGCUGU